UGUAGAUAAGUCAUUCUAUAUGCAUUAAGCAAGGCAGUGUUGUUGUAUAAAUACCAUACCGAGUACAAAUAUUUCACUACUUCAUCCUCUAUGCCUAGGCAAUCCACAACUCCAACCACCAGACCCACAACCAAUAUACAACUCAUAUACAAAUAUAUAAUAAUAAUUCGAUCAAGCCAAAGAAAGUAUGGCAGCUUUUCAAGCUUCAAGCAUCUUUUGCUUGAUGGGAUCACCUAAUCAAAUGCGUUUUCAAAAACGAGUAAUCAAAGCUACUACCAAUAAUACUCCAAAAUUCCAGGUGAGUCCUCCAACUUCUCCUCCUCCCAAGCUCCCAACCAAAAGUUUUAUCCAGAACUUGGAAAACGAUUAUUUCCACUCUUCCAUCAAAAUCAACACCACUGGCAAUAUGUCAGAUGAUCCAACGGUGAUUCCUAAGCUGUAUGCAAUCAUGGAAGCCAUUGCAGACAGAGUGGAGAUGCAUAAGAACAUCGGAGCUCAGCGUGACAAUUGGAACCAUCUCCUUUUAAUCUCCAUCAAUGCAAUAACUCUCACUGCUGCAACCAUGGCAGGACUUGCAGCUGCUGCUAGUACUAUUUCUACUGCAAAAGCACCCUUUAUGGCUCUCAAGCUCUCUUCCACUUUUCUCUACGUAUCCGCCACCGCCAUGCUGGCGGUGACAAACAAAAUCCAACCGUCCCAGCUCGCCGAGGAGCAGCAGAACGCGGCGAGGCUGUUCAAGCAGCUCCAUGCACAGAUUCAAACAACCCUAUCUCUCAACAACAACAGUGUAAGUAAUAAUAUUAAUAAUGUGGAUGUGAAUGAAGCUAUAGAUAAAGUGUUGGCAUUGGACAGGGCUUACCCUCUUCCUUUGUUAGGUGAAAUGCUCGACAAGUUUCCCAAAACUGUGGAGCCCACAGUGUGGUGGCCAAGAGUACAGAAUCAUCAAAAUAGGGUUCGGGGGGUUGAAGGUGAUUUAGUACAUGGGAAUAAUGGGUGGAAUGAGAAGUUGGAAGAGGAGAUGAGAGAGGUUGCUAGGGUUUUGAAGAGCAAGGAUGUGCCUGAGUACUUGAGAUUGACUGAAAUAGCCUUGAAAGUCAACAGAGUUUUGGCUAUUUCUGGUCCUAUUUUAACUGCCCUUGCAGCUUUGGGGUCUAAUUUUGUGGGUUCAAGUAGCAAUCUUGGGGUGUGGGGAGUAAUGGUAGGGGUCAUAUGUGGAGCUUUGGCUAGUGUUGUGAAUACAUUGCAGCAUGGUGGGCAAGUUGGGAUGGUGGUUGAAAUGUACAGGAGCAAUGCUGGUUUUUUUAGGCUGAUGCAAGAGAGUAUUGAAUCAAAUUUGAGAGAGAAACAAGUUGAGAGGAGAGAGAAUGGGGGAGUGUUUGAAUUGAAGGUGGCUUUGCAGCUUGGAAGGAGCUUAUCAGAACUCAAUCUUGCUGUUUUCCCUGAAAAGUUUGCAAGCAAGCUAUUCUAG
Malus domestica (apple) is the source of this 1468-nucleotide messenger RNA. RefSeq names its product probable F-box protein At4g22030. The record is from RefSeq and is a predicted model, not a curated record. Lineage: Eukaryota; Viridiplantae; Streptophyta; Magnoliopsida; Rosales; Rosaceae.